CUUUUCCCUUGUCGGAAAAAUCUUUUGGGCUUAACCUUCACUUAAUUUUUCAUGGAUCUGGUUUUGAGAAUCUUGUAAGGAGGAAGUGCCAGCAGUGGCGGAUCUACACGGGGUUAAAGCUGUGCACCCCUGAUUAAAACUCCUAGAUCCGCCAGACUGUAGGACAAUGUUCUCGGUUCAGAAGUUAAAUUGCUCAUGGUCACUGGUGACAACCAUGCUUUCAGUUGUGGCAUUAGUUACGAUAAUUCAGUUCUUCUUGUUUCCUGCUAUGCCUACUUUUGAAUACUUUGGAUAUAAGCAAGUCAAAGACUCUUGUACCCUGGUCAAUGGAACACUAGGUACUGGGAAAAAUCACAUUUUUCAAAGUAAUCAGCAGCCUUUGAAUGUUCGGUUUCCAGAUGACUUGCAUAAGGCGGUUGUUUAUCGCGGUGCACCAUGGAAGGCUGAGAUCGGUCGAUGGUUAUCUGGUUGUAAUUCAGUUGCCAUUCCAAUAAAAGUCAUUGAGCAAAUCAGUGGAAAGAAAUGUAAAGACGAGUGUAGUGGUCAAGGUGUUUGUAAUCAUGAAUUUGGUGAAUGUCGAUGCUUUCAUGGAUUCAAUGGAGAUGAAUGCUCCCAAAGAGUAGAGCUAAGCUGCAAUUACCCUGCAACGGAGGAACUACCAUAUGGCCGAUGGGUUGUUUCAAUCUGCUCUGCACAUUGUGACACAACACGAGCUAUGUGCUUCUGUGGUGAAGGAACCAAAUACCCAAAUCGCCCUGUUGCCGAGACAUGUGGGUUUCAACUAAUAUUACCACCUGAACCUGGUGCGCCAAAAGAUGUUGAUUGGUCAAAAGCUGACCAUGACAGUAUUUACUCUACAAAUGUUAGCGUGCCUGGAUGGUGUAAUGUGGAUCCAGUUGAAGCUUAUGCUUCGAGGGUGAAGUUUAAAGAGGAAUGUGAUUGCAAAUACGAUGGCCUUUUUGGACAGUUCUGUGAGAUUCCCGUGUUAUCUACUUGUAUUAACCAAUGCUCAGGUCGAGGGCAUUGUCGUGGAGGGUUUUGCCAGUGUGACAAUGGCUGGUAUGGAAUAGAUUGUAGCAUUCCAUCUGUUCAUUCAUCAAUUGAAUAUUGGCCACAGUGGCUUCGUCCUGCUCAAGUUAGUAUCCACAGCAAUGGGCCAGUCACUGGAAAUAUCGCCGGGUUCGAAGCAGCGAUUGAAAAGAAAAGGCCUCUUAUUUAUAUCUAUGAUCUGCCGCCUGAGUUUAACAGUCUCCUUCUCGAGGGUCGUCAUUUUAAAUUUGAAUGUGUAAAUAGGAUUUAUGACCCGGAUAACGCUACUGUGUGGACGGAUCAGCUUUAUGGUUCCCAGAUAACAAUGUAUGAAAGCAUGUUAGCCAGCCCACAUCGGACCCUAAAUGGCGAAGAAGCAGAUUACUAUUAUGUGCCGGUUCUUGAUUCGUGUAUCAUAACUAGAGCUGAUGAUGCACCUCACUUGAGCAUGGAGGAGCAUAGGGGCUUAAGAAGUUCCUUCACUCUUGAAUAUUACAAGAAAGCACACGACCAUAUCGUUCAGCAAUACCCCUACUGGAAUCGCUCCUCGGGAAGAGAUCACAUUUGGUCAUUUUCAUGGGAUGAAGGUGCUUGUUAUGCCCCGAAGGAGAUAUGGAACAGCAUGAUGUUGGUCCAUUGGGGUAAUACAAAUUCAAAACAUAACCAUUCGACAACUGCUUAUUGGGGUGACAAUUGGGAUCUAAUCUCGCUGGAUAGGCGGGGGAAUCAUUCUUGUUUCGACCCAGAAAAAGAUCUCGUGAUUCCUGCCUGGAAACAGCCCGAUGUCAUAUCUCUAAGCUUAAAGCUUUGGGCUAGGCCUCGACAGGAGCGAAAAACAUUGUUUUACUUCAAUGGAAAUUUGGGGCCAGCUUAUGAACAUGGACGGCCUGAACAAACAUAUAGCAUGGGGAUAAGGCAGAAAGUAGCCGCGGAAUUUGGAUCUUCCCCUAACAAACUAGGUGAGCUUGGAAAACAACACGCGGAAGAUGUGAUUGUGAUUGCCCAUCGCUCCGAAAGUUAUCAUGAGGAUUUGGCUAGUUCCGUCUUUUGUGGAGUGAUGCCUGGUGAUGGAUGGAGUGGUAGAAUGGAAGAUAGCAUUUUGCAAGGUUGCAUUCCCGUAGUUAUUCAGGAUGGUAUUUUUUUGCCAUGGGAGAACGUGCUAAACUAUGAGAGCUUCGCUGUUCGUAUACGUGAAGAUGAUAUACCAAACCUCAUAAAUAUCCUUCGGGGUUUCAAUGAAACAGAAGUAGAAUUCAUGUUGGCAAACGUAAAGAACAUCUGGCAAAGAUACUUGUAUCGCGACUCCAUCAUGCUUGAGGCUGAAAGACAGAAAUCUGCAUUUGGGUAUGUCAAAGAUUGGGCUGAAAAGUUGUCUGAACUAAGUGAUGACGAUGUUUUCUCAACAUUUGUACAGAUACUGCAUUACAAACUAUAUAAUGACCCUUGGAGAAUACAAAACGCCGGUUUGAUAAAGGAGGAAACCGGUUUACCUGAAGAAUGCAUACACAAAGUAUAGGAAGGAACAAAUAUUCAUUGAACCCGAGCUUUGGAAUUGUUCGUUGAGUGACUUAUGGCACUCCGCGACACACAAUUGUAAAAUUAUAGUGUUUCAUUUUCGGGUUCUUUUAUAAUUUUGUUAGUUAUUUUAACAUUUGUAAUUUUGGGUAAAUGCAAAGACUAAUUUCUUUGAA
Erigeron canadensis is the source of this 2720-nucleotide messenger RNA. RefSeq lists its product as uncharacterized. Gene Ontology annotation, molecular function: glycosyltransferase activity. The transcript has 16 exons. The record is from RefSeq and is a predicted model, not a curated record. NCBI's taxonomy places the organism in Eukaryota, Viridiplantae, Streptophyta, Magnoliopsida, Asterales, Asteraceae. Bases 167 to 2545 code for a protein of 792 amino acids.